Messenger RNA from Neolamprologus brichardi, 428 nucleotides. Lineage: Eukaryota; Metazoa; Chordata; Actinopteri; Cichliformes; Cichlidae. The record is from RefSeq and is a predicted model, not a curated record.
AGGAGUCCAUAGUUACAAACAUCUUGUACUUGCUAAGAUUUUUUUUUAAGAGAAUGGACGAAAAUCCGCAGCUUGAUUAUGAUGGGCGGAAAGACUUCCUGAUCGAUGCAGACUACUUCAUGGCUGUAGCUGUUCUGUCAGCAAAAAGAAGCGCUGACCCAAACACUCAGGUGGGAGCAUGUUUAGUGAACCAGGACAAAAAGAUAGUUGGCACUGGUCACAAUUGUAUGCCCAAUGGCUGUAAAGACAAACUGCCAUGGAAUCGCGAAGGUGAUGAACUUGACACAAAAUACAUGUAUGUGUGCCAUGCAGAGCUGAAUGCCUUAAUGAACGCGAGCAAUGUUGAUGUGAAAGGCUGCACCAUGUAUGUGACGUUGUUCCCCUGCAAUGAGUGCACCAAACUCAUCAUCCAGGCAGGUGGGUGCUGA